Molecule: messenger RNA, 731 nt
Organism: Sesamum indicum (sesame)
Lineage: Eukaryota; Viridiplantae; Streptophyta; Magnoliopsida; Lamiales; Pedaliaceae
Product: large ribosomal subunit protein uL24z
Biological process (GO): translation
Cellular component (GO): large ribosomal subunit; ribosome
Molecular function (GO): structural constituent of ribosome; RNA binding
Source: RefSeq, a predicted model, not a curated record
CCCUAACCCUUCCCCUCUCCAGUAGCUGCAGCACCCCAUCCAGAGCAGAGAAACAGCGGCGAAGAUGAAGUACAACCCACGCGUGUCUUCUUCCCGGCGCAAGAGCCGGAAGGCUCACUUCACGGCGCCGUCAAGCGUCCGCCGUGUCCUGAUGAGCGCGCCUCUCUCUGGCGACCUCCGGUCCAAGUACAACGUCCGCUCCAUGCCGGUCCGCAAGGACGACGAGGUCCAGGUGGUUCGAGGAACCUACAAGGGUCGUGAAGGUAAGGUGGUCCAGGUUUACCGCAAGAAAUGGGUUAUCCACAUCGAGCGCAUUACUCGUGAGAAGGUUAAUGGCUCCACUGUCAACGUCGGUAUUCACCCAUCCAAGGUUGUUAUCACUAAGCUCCGUCUCGAUAAGGAUCGUAAAUCGCUUCUCGACCGCAAGGCGAAGGGACGAGCCGCUGCCGAUAAGGACAAGGGUACUAAGUUUACCGCCGAAGAUAUUAUGCAGACCAUUGACUAGUAGGUUGGUUAAUUACGCUUGUUUUUGUUUGGUCGUUGUUGGAUUUAUAUUGAUGAAGGAAGAGAGAGGAAAACUAUGGCAUACAAUGUUACUUUUGAUGGUACUUAAAUUUUGUUUUGAUAUUUGUUUUGUUUCAACGCAAUGCCGAUAGUCACGAUUCAUAAAUGCUUGACUAUUUGUGUUGAUUUUUCUGAUCGUAGCGAUAUAUAUCUUGAUGUUGCGCUUU